Talaromyces stipitatus ATCC 10500 is the source of this 3456-nucleotide messenger RNA. RefSeq lists its product as uncharacterized. Lineage: Eukaryota; Fungi; Ascomycota; Eurotiomycetes; Eurotiales; Trichocomaceae. The record is from RefSeq and is a predicted model, not a curated record. The transcript has 5 exons. Bases 1 to 3456 code for a protein of 1151 amino acids.
AUGGAGGGAGAAAGGCGAUGUAUACAAUGCCAUGGCUUACAGCCCCUAGACCAGUUCAUUCCCAAGAGAAAAUCAGAAUGUCGUGAAUAUAGUGCAAUUGGGUAUCGUGCUAAGCGUCUUCGAAACCAUACCGAAGAGCGUAUCCAGUUCCAUUAUCGAGGAAUUCACAGCUCUGACAAUACUCAACAUGCCCAAGCUCGCCAGGAGCAUGCCAGGAUAUCCCGAGAACAUCGCUCGAAGAGAAGACAUGGAGAGGAGACCUCACUCACACCAUCUAUAACACAAAUCAUGAAUGCACAGGUUCAUCAGACACCUGCACAGUCAAUUGCAUCUCAAAGAUAUCCUACAAGCAGCCAUUCUUCUACGCCUACGCCUCGUCCACUUAUUAUAUGUUAUUUCCGAUGUUUCCAGUGCGAAGCCUUACGUUCAAACAAUGACUGGUUUGACGAUAAUGAAGAUAUAUGCUUUUACUGUGCUGACAAUACAUCAUUUGAAGAGCAAAAUAAAUACUGCAUCUAUGGCAGUCAUCGAGUUCCGCGGCCUGCUUUCUGUGACGUAGCAGGUGUUGAGUCUGAUACAUGUCAUUUUUGUUUUAGUCGAGAUUCGACAUCAAUCCCUAGUCGCCAUCAUACGCCUAUUCAACUAUGUCCAGCGGUUAGACGUGGUCCUAUAUCUCAACUAGAUCUUUCUCCUCAUGUUGACACCGUUUCUAAUCCACAUCCUCUGCUAGAGCAGCAACCACGUCAAGGAAGCCAAAAUACUUCAUCAAAUGAAGCUCCAUUUGUUGAAGACCCUCCUUUAGAUAUGAGCUAUGAGAAUAUCCUUUCAAAACCUGCUUUACAUCUGGAUAAUUGGGAAUUGGUGGAAAAUUUUUACAACACACUGUAUAGCUUCGCACAGGAGGAAUGUGGACGGUGUCAAGAAAAAUGGUUUAAAAUGAAGCUUCGCGACGGUGUCUGGGAUAGAUGCAGAUGUGUUGACAGAGAUCAGAUGAUAUUUCUAUACUCUCCUGGAAAUAAUAUGGAUCCUAGUGAUGUCCCUACUUUUCUUCCUGAACUUACACAAACUGAAGAAAUGCUGAUUGCUCGUGUGCAUGUUCAUAUGCAGAUUCGACAAAUCCGAGGACAGCAAUACCGAUAUCAAGGCCAUAUUGUUAAUUUCCUUCGAGACACGCAACGCGUCUGUAAUCGAUUGCCAUUACUUCCACAGAAUCCUAACAUGGUUUUAUUACGUCCACAGAACGCAGAAACACAUGAACGACUUAAUCGCCAGUUCCGACGUGAUUUUAGAGUCAAGCGUGGAUAUAUUUAUGCGUGGUUGAGUUAUCUUAUAGCUGAUCAUCCCGGCUAUCGAGAUAUUCAAAUUAAUCAUGCCAAUCUUACUCAACUACCCGAAGAUGGCUCUGUCAUUGAUCAAAUAUUAACAGAAGAUGUUGCUAAUGAAUCCGUUGAUGAUGAUACCGAUAUUCUAGCCGAAGCAGAUAAUCCUGAGACCGUUGCAGUGCCAGAUAUGACAGUUUCUGAGUCCGAAGUUCAACAGCUGCGUCAACAACUCGUAACAGCGCAAAAUCCUCUUCAUCUUACCCUCCCCGAUCCACGGUCGACGCCGAUAUCUGAAUAUAAAACUACGUUGCCGCUUCUUUCACUCGCUUUGCCCACAUUAUUCCCUCAGGGAAAGGCCGAUUAUUCGAUUCCUCGUGAACGAACCGUCGAGUUCCAACAAUACGCACAACAUUUGAUGAAAUAUAAAGAUGGUCGUUUUGCCCGCCACCCACGAUUCCGAUUUAUUAUGUUCAAUACAAUGAUGAGGCAACGAGCUAAUGCUCAAGCCGGAUUUAUGGUCAAGAGAAGGUCAAAUCUUCCAAAUUGCACGGUGGACCAGCUAAGAGCCGCGUUUGAGGAGGAUUCAGAGGAAUCAAAUUCAAUCGUUAAUAGUAUUACUCGCAUGUCCAAUACUAUUCAAGGAACACGCUCAUAUUGGGCUUCAAGGCGAUCUGAUCUCAUUGCAUAUAACCAGAAUCUUGGUGCCUCACACCUCUUCUUCACCACCACUCCUGCAGAUUAUCAGUGGGAUGAUCUCCAGCGCCAAUUUCCCAACUACAAGCAGUGGAAGAACGGUGACGCUAUUGAGAGACGUGUCAUUGCGCGGGAAAACGUUGUCAAUAAUCCUCAUAUAUGCGCAUACUGGUUUUGGCUACGCCUAAAGACCUUUUUCAAGGAGAUUUUGGAGAGAAGUUUCAACCUAAAAGAUUACUACACCCGGUAUGAGUGGCAGAAACGGGGCUCAACUCACAGUCAUAUUUUAUUAUGGGUUAAAGAGGCACCUAAUUCUGAGAUUGAAGGCUUAGUCUCUGCGCAAAGAGCGCAAUAUCUUGAUUUUUGGUCAAGGCGUGUCUCUGCAAUGAAUCCUCAUCUACGUCAGCAAGAUGAAGUUAUUGAAGAAAUAUCAACCAUUCAAAUGCCACUGGAGCGACGUGUCAUCGAUUAUAUUGCUAAAUAUGCAACCAAGGCCGAGAAAAAGACGACAUCUUAUCGAGAUCUUAUUAAGCAGGUGCUUCCCAAUGUCAAUAGCCGCAAUCCAAUGAUAUCCAUGGCUACCAAAAUGAUCAACAAGUUGAUCGGAGAAAGAGAUUGGUCUGCGCAGGAGAUUUGUCAUAUGUUACUGGGAUUAGACCUAACAGAGGGUUCACGAACGGUUAUUAAUGUGAAUCUAUAUCCGGAGAACGAGCGUCAAACUCUAUACAUACAAGAUGGUCAAGAGCAGGGAUCCGAUGAUAUCAACUUUUUGACCUUCCUCAAGCAAGUUGACUUCCGGAAUGCCAAAAAUAUGCGCCAACUACAGGAUGACAAUCCUGACCGUGUUUUGAAAUACUUUCCACAGUAUAAACCAGGACAACAGCCAGAGGACUAUGCCCGGGUCAAGCUUAUGCUUCACCAUCCCUUCAAAAAUAUAUCAGAUCUCCUUAUUGAUCCUGAUAUGUGUGAGGUUUUUAAGAGUUAUACUGAGGCAUAUGAAUACUGCUGUCAAAAUCAUAUGGAUGAUCAUAAACCUGAUUAUUAUGAAGAAGCUCCACGACCCGAGGCUGAUCCAUUUGAUCCUCUACAAUCUCAAUCUGACGGGACGCAGGAUUCCUGGUUAGAUUUAGCGUUGCAGCUUCCAGGAAACAAUAAUAUCGAGCAAAUUGAGGACCCGGAUCGUCUCGGUCAUCGGGAUCUUGACAGAGCAUAUGAUUGGUUACCCCAUAUCGAAACAAUGGAUGGUUAUCGUACAGAUCAGCUACUCGUUAAUCUCGAUGGCAAGGCUGGGACUGGAAAGUCAUAUAUCAUCAAUUUACUAUCUACGACACUAGAAGCUGCGGCGCGUACAAGGGGCGCACCUCCUCCAAUUAUUCGAGCAGCUCCAACUGGAGUCGCUGCUUUCAAUAUAUCUGGUUAUACAUUACACUCAUUAUUUUGA